Colletotrichum chrysophilum is the source of this 516-nucleotide messenger RNA. RefSeq lists its product as uncharacterized. The transcript is spliced from 2 exons. Gene Ontology annotation, cellular component: cytoplasm. NCBI's taxonomy places the organism in Eukaryota, Fungi, Ascomycota, Sordariomycetes, Glomerellales, Glomerellaceae. The record is from RefSeq and is a predicted model, not a curated record. Bases 1 to 516 code for a protein of 171 amino acids. Gene Ontology annotation, biological process: cellular response to carbon dioxide; carbon utilization; cellular response to oxidative stress. Gene Ontology annotation, molecular function: carbonate dehydratase activity; zinc ion binding.
AUGGCGUUCCAGGACCCGAAUAUCGUUGCCCCGACGGACAUCAAUACCUCAGCCGUCAUUGAGUAUGCCGUCACACACCUCAAAGUCAAACAUGUCGUUCUCUGUGGUCAUUCGGCGUGUGGUGGUGCCAAGGCGGCAUUGGGUGAUUCCCGCGUUGGAGGUGUGCUCGACACAUGGUUGACACCGCUGAAGGCCGUGCGGGCUCAGAAUAUCGAAGAACUUGCCGCUAUCAAAGAUGAGGACAUACGCGCCAUCCGCAUUGCCGAAAUGAAUGUCGAAGCUGGCGUCCGAGUUCUGAUGGCCAACUUCGCUAUUCAAGAGGCAGUAAAGGAGCGUGGUCUUACAGUUCACGGAUGUCUUUUUGACAUUGCCAGUGGCCGGAUCAGAGAUUUAGGGUUUGGCACACGUGGCGUAGAGGGGAGAGGCAUGAUUGCGAACGGCGACGAGGACAUUGUUCGCGGAAAACAUGCUCAGCUGGUUUUCCGCGAUGGAGACGCCUCAAUGCAAGUGCAAUGA